AUGGACGGUCAGCUACGGAACCAGCUCAGCCUGGACGACUUUUUGGACCUCAAUGGACCGACAGGAGAGGUCUGCUACCCAUCGGAGUCGAAGGAGAGCUUCCUCGCCAAGCUAGGAUUGGAUGAAUCGAAAUACACCCACAAGCGAGUCCAUGUCAGGAUGCGACGGGAAGCAAAAGCCCAAUACGAACUCGCCCUGGCCACACCAGAGUUGCGAAACCUUCUGGCAUCGGCCAAAUCUGGGGAGGAGAAGCAGAGCGCAAUGGACUACGUGACUCAGCAAGUCAAGCAGAUGAUCUACCAGGCAGCAUCGUCGGAAACGAAGUUCAUCUACGAUCUCGUGCGCAACGACAAGCGCGAGUGUUGGGUCAUUGACUGGGUACUGCGGCGAGAAAUAACGCGCCGGGAAGACAUUCUGCUGGAGGGAGAGCCAACAACGACCCCCCAAACAACCACAUCUCAAUCUUCAGCCGAUGCAACCCAUGCUGAGGCUCCGCACGUAUCCCACACUCCGCCAGCCAAGGUCAAGGAAGAGGUCGAGAAAGACGGUGUUGUUAGGGGCGACAUUCCAGGCGUGCUGAGUCCAAUGUCUGUACAACACCCUUUGAAUGCACGAGAUGGUGACUCCUGA
Molecule: messenger RNA, 630 nt
Organism: Fulvia fulva
Lineage: Eukaryota; Fungi; Ascomycota; Dothideomycetes; Mycosphaerellales; Mycosphaerellaceae
Exons: 3
Coding region: 1-630 (209 amino acids)
Source: RefSeq, a predicted model, not a curated record